Knipowitschia caucasica is the source of this 2010-nucleotide messenger RNA. The record is from the annotation of a GenBank genome assembly. Lineage: Eukaryota; Metazoa; Chordata; Actinopteri; Gobiiformes; Gobiidae.
AUGACAAACUAUCAGUGGAACGGGAUCCUACAGGGAGAAGAGGCCUGUCGGGGGCCCCGGACCCUCACACACCAGCCGGACCCUCACACACCAGCCGGACCCUCACAGCCGGACCCUCAGCCGGACCCUCAGCCGGACCCUCAGCCGGACCCUCACACAUCAUCCGGACCCUCACACAUCAUCCGGACCCUCACACACCAGCCGGACCCUCACAGCCGGACCCUCACAGCCGGACCCUCACAGCCGGACCCUCACAGUCGGACCCUCACAGCCGGACCCUCACAUCCGGACCCUCACAUCCGGACCCUCACAGCCGGACCCUCACAGCCGGACCCUCACAGCCGGACCCUCACAGCCGGACCCUCACAGCCGGACCCUCACAGUCGGACCCUCACAGCCGGACCCUCAUAUCCGGACCCUCACAGCCGGACCCUCACAGCCGGACCCUCACAGCCGGACCCUCACAGUCGGACCCUCACAGCCGGACCCUCACAUCCGGACCCUCACGUCCGGACCCUCACAGCCGGACCCUCACAGUCGGACCCUCACAGCCGGACCCUCACAUCCGGACCCUCACAGCCGGACCCUCACAGUCGGACCCUCACAGCCGGACCCUCACAUCCGGACCCUCACAGCCGGACCCUCACAGCCGGACCCUCACAUCCGGACCCUCACAGCCGGACCCUCACAGUCGGACCCUCACAGUCGGACCCUCACAGCCGGACCCUCACAUCCGGACCCUCACAGCCGGACCCUCACAGCCGGACCCUCACAGACGGACCCUCACAGCCGGACCCUCACAGCCGGACCCUCACAGUCGGACCCUCACAGCCGGACCCUCACAGUUGGACCCUCACAGCCGGUUUUUCCUCUCCCACAUUCUCCUCCCACACUCUGCUUUAUCACUUCAUUAACCACACUGCCCCGAGGACCACUUCCACCAUGGACCUCAGACCCUCCGGACCCACCAGCACCUCCAGACCCUCCAGCACCUCCAGACCCAGGCCGAAGGGGGAGAGAAGUCCCAAGAACAGCGUGAGGGCCCCACAGAAGGCUCCAGCGGUGAGGCCAGAGGGGAGCAGAGCUGGGAGCAGAGCUGUGGAGGAGCCAGAGGAGGUGAAGAGGACGACCGUGGUGGACAUAGACAGAGUGAGGGAGGAGGAGGAGGCCCUGGGACUGCUGGAGGUGACGGCACCAGACGAUGGUGUGAAGCGCAGGAGUCUGGGUCUGCUGGAGUGGCUCCUCAUGGUGCUGGUCCUGUCUCUGGUGCUGCUCUUUCUGCCUUUGUCCGUUUGGUUCUGUGUCCGAGUGGUGAGGGAGCACGAGCGAGCUGUGGUCUUCAGACUGGGACACCUGCUGAGGGCCAGACCCAGAGGACCAGGCCUGUUGUUGUUUCUGCCGGUCCUGGACGUGUGUGUCAUUGUGGACGUGAGGCUGAAGACACUGCUGGUUCCUCUGCACACGGUUGUGAGCAAAGACCUGUCCCAGUGGGAGCUCAGUGCUCUCUGUCAUUACCGACUGGAGAACGUGGCUCUGUGCAGUGGCGCCCUCUGCAGCCUGGAGCCGGCGGUGCAGGCGGUUCUAAGGGCCGCGAUCAGGGACAUUCUGAGCCGUCACACGGUGGAGGAGGCCGUGGGGGCGCGCGGGAGGCUGGGGGAGGGCAUCCGGAGCUCUGCUGACGCUGUGCUGAGCCGCUGGGGCAUCAGGCUGGAGAGAGCAGACAUAGAGGAGAUGGUUUUACCCACAGAGCUACAGAGACGUCUGCAGACUGAACCUGAGGCCAAACACCAGGAGCAGGUGGACGUAGAUCCAUGGGACGGGUUGCGCUCCUCCCUGCGCCUCCUGCGUCCGGCUCUGGUCCUCCCUCUGCCUCCUGACCUCCUCAAUGUGACCUCUGACCCCGCUCCUCUGCCUCCGCCUCCGCCUCCUCCCACAGAGACCCCGCCUCCUCCCCCCAUCGCCGCGGAGACAGAGAGGAAGCGCGGGACACGGGAUUCUCCGAUGAUGUGA